Messenger RNA from Hippopotamus amphibius kiboko, 618 nucleotides. Its product is annotated as lysozyme C, milk isozyme-like. The transcript has 4 exons. Bases 63 to 503 code for a protein of 146 amino acids. The record is from RefSeq and is a predicted model, not a curated record. Gene Ontology annotation, molecular function: lysozyme activity. Gene Ontology annotation, biological process: defense response to Gram-positive bacterium; defense response to Gram-negative bacterium. NCBI's taxonomy places the organism in Eukaryota, Metazoa, Chordata, Mammalia, Artiodactyla, Hippopotamidae.
AAGAUGUUAAAUACCAGGGCCAGCUCCCCUGCUCAGCCUGGAGGUCCUGCUUCUCCGUCAGCAUGAAGGCUCUCCUCAUUCUGGGGCUUCUCCUCCUCUCUGUCGCUGUCCAGGGCAAGGUCUAUAAUCCAUGUGAACUUGCCAGCACUCUGAAAAGACUUGGAAUGGCUGGCUAUAAAGGAGUUAGCCUGGCAAACUGGGUGUGUUUGGCCAGAUGGGAAAGCAGUUAUAACACACGAGCUAUAAACCACAAUAGAGACGGAAGCACUGAUUAUGGGAUAUUUCAAAUCAAUAGCCGCUACUGGUGCAACGAUGGCAAAACCCCAAGAGCAGUUAACGGCUGUGGUAUACCCUGCAGCGCUUUGCUGCAGGAUGACAUCCGUCCAGCUGUAGCAUGUGCAAAGAAGAUUGUCAGUCAGCUAGGACUUAAAGCAUGGGUGGCAUGGAGAAGUCGUUGUCAAAACCAAGAUCUCAGGCCUUAUAUACAGGGUUGCAAACUGUAACUGUGGAGUUUUCUUUCUUCAGCUCAUUUUGUCUCCUUUUCAAAUUAAGGAAGUAAUAGUGGAGUGAAAUAUCAGUCUACCAUUCUUUCAAAUAAAUAACAUUUGUUCAGAAGCA